This is a messenger RNA of Anolis carolinensis (green anole), 3459 nucleotides long. RefSeq names its product FLT3 interacting zinc finger 1 (gene fiz1). The record is from RefSeq and is a predicted model, not a curated record. Gene Ontology annotation, biological process: negative regulation of transcription by RNA polymerase II. Bases 324 to 1772 code for a protein of 482 amino acids. The transcript is spliced from 2 exons. Gene Ontology annotation, molecular function: DNA-binding transcription repressor activity, RNA polymerase II-specific. Lineage: Eukaryota; Metazoa; Chordata; Lepidosauria; Squamata; Anolidae.
AGAGUUAACGCAGUUUGACACCGCUUUUAACUGCCAUAGCUCAGUGUUAUGGAAUCAUGGAGGCUGUAGUUUUAGAAGGCCUUGAGUCUACCCCUACUGGUGCUUCAACCAACUACAACUCCCAGGUUUCUAAAGUAUUGAGCCAUAGCCGUCAAAGCGGUGUCAAACUGCAAUAACUCCACAGUGUGGAUGCAUCCUGAGUGUGUUGAAUCGAUGGGGCGAAGGACAACUAACUAACCAUGUCACUUAAACCCUGGUGACGCCCUACAAUGAGACCAAACAGAUGACACCUUUAGGCUCAACUUGAAAGCAGUCUUGCAUAGAUGGAGAAUUGUGGUGAAGUGUGGCCAGAAGGCCAGUGCUCCCUUGAUGCUUCAGCUGCUGUUCGCACUACCACAAUAACGAUGGAAAGGUGUGCAGUUCUCUACUCAGAUGUAGAAGAUGACCCGUCCCUCCUGACAGACAAUGGGAUGGGUGCCCGGGCCCCUUUCCACUGCUCUGAGUGUGACAAAAGUUUCCGCUAUCGCUCAGACUUGCGCCGGCAUUUUGCCCGGCACACAGAGCUGAAGCCUUUCCAGUGCCCGCACUGUGUCAAGAGCUUUAAGCAUUCCUUUAACCUGGUGAACCAUAUACGGAGCCACACCGGGGAGCGCCCCUACCGCUGCACCAUGUGUCCCAAAGGUUUCCGCGACUCAACAGGGCUCCUCCACCAUCAGGUGGUGCACACUGGGGAGAAGCCGUACUGCUGCCCCGUCUGUGAGCUCCGCUUCUCCUCCCGCAGCAGUUUAGGCCGCCAUCUCAAGAGGCAACACCGCACUUCUGCUGCGGCCGCAAUCCCUCAAGCUCCCGUGCCCCGCUGCCUGGCCUGUGGCAAAGAGCAGAGCCCUCUUGGCCACCUCUGCAGUGCUGGGCGAGGACGGGCCACUCCCUUUGGAUGCGGGGCCUGCGGGCGGCACUUUCAGUUGGCGUCAGAGCUGCGUCGCCAUUGGCUGGCCCAUACUGACAUUAAGCCCUUCAAAUGCCCAGAGUGUGAGAAGGACUUCAAUGCUGCCUCUCUGUUAGAACGCCACAAACUCACCCAUGUAAAGGGCAGGCCGCCGCCAUGCCCAGUUUGCUCCGAGAAAGUCCAGCAGAGUGACACGGUGUCAGAACCACCGAGCCUGGAAGCAGAGCCAAAAGGAGAGCAGGAGGAGGUGAAAGUCCUACAGCAUAGCAGUGGUUGCCCGACUUGCCGGCCUCCAGACGCCAGCCCCCCAGAGACACUGUACCAGUGCGACUGCGGGACCUUUUUUGCCAAUGGCAACACUCUGGCCGCUCACUUGACUGCCCAUGGAGGGGAGCCCUCCUUCACAUGCGGCAUUUGCGGGCAACCCUUUGUGAACUUGCAAAUCUUGGAGGAGCACCAGCUCAGCCACGCCGUCUCUCCUUCGUCAAUGCCAGGGCCGGGCAGCGAGUUGGAACGCCAUCUUUUGCCCCAACUGGACCUUCGGACAUUCCCCUCUCGGCCCGGAAAGAAGCUUUACAAAUGCAGUGAGUGUGAAAAAUACUUCCGAAGUCCCCGGGAUCUGGACCGCCACGUUUUGGUGCACACUGGGGAGAAGCCCUACCAGUGCACCGAAUGCGGCAAAUUUUUCCGGCACGAGUGCUACUUAAAGCGUCACCGCCUGCUCCACAGUGGCGACCGUCCUUUCAAAUGUUCCGUCUGCCACAAAGGCUUCAUCACCUUGAGCAACCUCUCCCGCCACGUCAAGCUUCACCGUGGCAUUGAUUAACGGAAGGAACCCCCAUCUCUGCCUAAUUAUAGUCCCUAUCAGCACAGUUUUCCUCUACCUCCAACCUGCAAUGGCAGCGGAAGUGAUCGGUUACAUUGGAAAUGUCACUCUGGCAAGCGUGAUUGAACUUUGCUUGUCCUUACCCUUUUCCCUGGUCUGUUACUAUAGGGCAAGGACUUGCCAUCUUAAAAUGAAUUGAGAAAACAAGUAUUAUUGAUGUUAUUUACUAUUGCUCCACUACUGUUAAAUAGAGUAUGUUGCACAUGCUUGGCAGUUAUAACCUCUUGGGGGCAGCAAUGAAGGCUUGCUUAGAUCAGAAAUUGAGAUUUUUUAGAUUCGUAAUAUCCAAAGGCACAGUGAACCUAUUCCCAUAACAUUUACCCCUUGGUCAAAGCUGCUGCUUCCAUAGUUACUUGGGAAUGGUGCUAAAAUUAUUUUGCCCCAGAUAGUUGUCAGUGCUCAGUAGUUCCCAGAAUGGGAGGUGGCUCUUCCAGUUCUCAGACAGGAUAUAAGGUUCUCUGGUGACAUUGUCAAGUGAAGUGCUGAGCUGGGACGCAGGUUACUCUCUCCUUCAGCACUUCCCAGUCUCUGUAAUAACAAAAAUCUCUAAUGGGAAAAUGUUGGUCUUCUGAAGGUCUUGGCCUGCAAACUCUAAUUGCCCCCACCUAGUAUGACCAGUAGAUAGGAAUUGUGGGAAUUAUAGUCUAAAGCAUUGAGGACCUCCAUUAAGCAAUACAUUUUUUCCUAAUAGCAGGAUAUUGUUUUGCUUCUGUUUCUGACCCCAUUUUCCUUGGUUUUAACUUGCCAAGGAAAUAGAAAUUUGUUUUGAAUCAUUUCUCUGUGUCUAAAAACUGUUGAAAGGCUGAAGGGGUGAAUUUCCUUGGAUGUUCAGCUUCAGUCCUUGAAAAUGUUUUAUAAUUAAUGCUAACAACAUAGAACAACAUAUUUUGUUGAGUACCUAGCUCUUAAUGUCUAUUCACCAUAAGACAAAUCCCAUAAUAUGUGGAAGUACGAUUGCUUCCACAGUUAAAACCAAUCAAAGAAAUACAAAAAAUAUCUGCAAGAUUCUGAGACCACAAGUCAGGUGAUAAUAUUUCAGUAAAGAGCAGAUAUGUUUGAAACGAUAUUGGAUAUCUGGAUACAUUUCUCCUUUUUAUUAAGCUACAUGAGGGCUAGGGGCAGACAAUGUUUUUUGGCUGACCUUGGUUUAUAUGUCCAUGUUUCAAAGCAGUCUUUCACAUUUCAGAGGUCAUGCAGGAGAUAGCAGCAUGUCAGGAAGAAAUUUAGAUCCUUUGAAUCCAAAAACUACAUUAAAUUAAACUACAGAGCAAACAGGAAAAAACUGAAAAAUUAAGAUGCUGGUUGGGUGCCAGUUUUCCAAUUUUCAAAAAAAAGGCCAGCCCCUUGGCUGUAUUUUUUGGCCAGAGAGGAAGAAGAAAAGGAGAAGGGAAUACAGGAAUUACGUGAAUUCAGCCUUGGCCUGACUGUGGUUUGUUGCCUUUGAUAGAUUGGUUCCUACAUGAUCUGUGAAUGAAUUCAGAUUCCAGUACAGUGAUCUACGAUCUCUCACCCCUUUUGAAUUAUUUACUGACAAAUAGUUGAGUGUUACUCCUCUUCCCCUACCUUUGUUUUGUUCCUUUAAGGUAGGUCCUUGAAAGUAAUCUAAUAAAAUAUGUUCCCGAUCAAA